AGGAGACCCUGGAAGAGCUCCGCCAACUCAACAGUCAAACAGAAAAACCGCAGCAGCAGCAGCAGCAACAACAGCAGCAACAGCAGCAGCAGCAGGAGCAGCAGCAGGAGCAGCAGCAGGAGCAGCAGCAGGAGCAGCAGGGGGAUGUGCAGGAGGUAUCGGAAUCAUGGGAUCUCACUGAGGGUCUCAAUUUCAUUCCUCAGCAGCAGCCACAACAACAGCAGCAGCAGCAGCAGCAGCAACAGCAGCAGCAGCAGCAGCAGCAGCCUGUGCUGCUGCCGUUUGACUUGUUGUGUGAUGAUGUAGGGACUGCUUCUCCUCCUAAGUUUUCAAUUAACUUUGAAUUGAUGGAUGAGACCCCUACAGACAUAAACCCUUAUGCUGCACCCCCUCCUGUAAUAGAGUGCGGGCCCCCAGUCUUGCAGCAGCAGCAGCAGCAGCAGGGCAGCAGCAGCAGCAGCAGCAGCAGUACAGCAGCAGCAGCAGGGCCUACAAAAACAAAGCAGAGACAUAUAAGAAAGAAGUGGUGUGUAGAGGACAAAGCAGAUGUCUCUUGCUUCAGAAAAGCUCUCAGGGAGAUCCGAAGAGAGCGUGCUGCUGCUGCUGCUGCUGCUGCUGCUGCAAGACAGCAGCAGCAGCAAGAAGGAGGUAGCAGCACAGCUGCGUUAGAGUCCCUACUCAGGGCCCAAGUAGCCCCUCCCCCAGAUGCCAGCACAGCAGCAGCAGCAGCAGCAGCAGCAGCAGCAGCGCCUGCACCCCCAUCUGCCUCUCCACCCUCAGCAGAUGCAGCAGCAGCAGCAGCACCAGCAGCAGCAGCAGAAGCAGCAGCAGCAGCAGCAGCAGCAGAAGAGGAUCUGUCUCCUGAGGAGGAGCCUCUUGCUAUUGAGUUUGGGUUCCCUCUCGAUGAUUUUCAGAAGAGAGCAAUCUUACGAAAGACGGUGGUAGCGGAGUAUGCUAUCGCUCUCGCGUUGCAGAGGAGGCGGCGGUGUAUAUUCACCUCUCCUUUGAAGGCCCUCUCAAAUCAGAAGUAUAGAGAAUUCAAGCAAAAAUUUCUAUCCGUAGGGCUGAUAACGGGGGAUAUUUGCAUCAAUCCCGGCGCCGCCUGUCUCAUCGUCACCACAGAAAUCCUCAGGAGUCUCCUUUUCAGGGGAGACGAAAUGAUAGGACAGCUGGAUACUGUAGUUUUUGAUGAAGCGCAUUAUGCAAACGAUGCAGAGAGAGGAGUGGUAAACGUAGUGUUAUUGUCAGCAACGCUGCCCAACUAUGUAGAGUUUUGCGACUGGUUAGGGUCUGUGAAAUCUAAAGAAAUUUUUGCUCAAAGUACUACGAAGAGACCCGUCCCUUUAAGACAUUAUCUCUUUUCUAGAGAUAAACCCUUUCUUCUUAUUGAUGCUAAUAACCAAUUCAACUCAGCUGAGUGUCUGAAGCGGCUGACCCCUGCGGAUCGCGAGUUGAGGCAAAUAGACUUUGUUUUGAAUUUAGUUAAAAGAGGAAUCGGUAUUCAUCAUGGAGGUCUUCUCCCGCUCAUCAAGGAGAUGAUAGAGAUAUUAUUUCAGCGGGGCUUGGUGAGGGUUUUGUUUGCUACAGAGACACUUGCA
Messenger RNA from Eimeria acervulina, 1598 nucleotides. Its product is annotated as DEAD/DEAH box helicase domain-containing protein, putative. Gene Ontology annotation, cellular component: Ski complex. The record is from RefSeq and is a predicted model, not a curated record. The transcript has 7 exons. Gene Ontology annotation, molecular function: ATP binding; nucleic acid binding; RNA helicase activity. NCBI's taxonomy places the organism in Eukaryota, Apicomplexa, Conoidasida, Eucoccidiorida, Eimeriidae. The annotation marks the transcript as partial. Gene Ontology annotation, biological process: nuclear-transcribed mRNA catabolic process, 3'-5' exonucleolytic nonsense-mediated decay.